UCUUGGGGACAAUUUGAGGGUUUUAGGGUUCUUGUUCCUUGGCUAGUCCGAUGGAGCGGAUUCAGGAUCUUCUCGUUGCUGGGGGCUACUUCCGGGCGCAGAUUUCGAAUCUCUCGCCCUUUGACAAGCUUACGGGAGGCCUGGCGUGGUGCAUUGCCGCCAGCAAUGUGGACGUCGACUACGAUCAUCUAGACUACAGCGAUGAUCUCAUUCUUGGAGAGAAAAUAAAGAUUGGAGAGGCGAUCGAGUCGGCUCUCCAGAGAAUGGGGUGUCCCUAUCCUCUUCAAGCGCAUCAAAUCCAGGGGUUGGAUUAUCCGGCUGUGUUGCCAGUCGUUCAAUGGCUUGUCAAGCGAGUUCUAGACACUCGCAAUGAAAUUGGAGACCUGCUCCGGAGAUACUCUCAUUUCCAGUUCAGUAAGAACUAUGAGCUGCCGAUACAACAUCGAUCGAAAGACUAUAACGACACUAUACGAGCGCAUGCUGAAGAUCCUCAGUCGGGACACUUGCAACACAUUUCUCGACAAUCCAGGAAUUUGCAGUUGUUCUUCGACAGAAAUAUACGCGCGGAGUACACAGUCCUUAAAUACGGGUCGAAGAGUGCUCAAUCUGAAGCAGUCUCUAAGCAAUGGAAAUCGAUUGAAGCUUCUGAAAGCAAGUUCGAUGGCGAAGUACACAAUGACCCUUAUGACCAAAAGAUUGACGAAUUGAGAAACAAGCUCGAACGAAGCAAAGAAAGGCUCUCGGUUUUUGUUCAUGGCAGCAAGAAAGCUUCUUUGUUAGAUAAGCGGGAUCAUAUCGACGAGCAGACUAGAGCAAAGGAAAGCGUUCUAUCGGAAAUAGCUAAGCUGCGGAUGUCUUCUGAUGUUUCGAAGGAUCAAGACACACUGGACAACGUCAUAGGAGCAUUGAAGUUGUUGACGCUUCUGGAAAGAGAGAAGGUCGCGUUUGUGGAAGCGUCUAGAGACGAUCGAAACAGAAUGGAGAGGCAACUAAACAGCCUGAAAGAGUCACUUUCGACGGCCGGGGAGAAUAUCCUUGAGAAAAAGACAUGUCUUAGGAAAGAACUCGCAAAACUAAGUCGUGAUGUUGUUGUUCUUAAACGUCGCGUGGAUGAUGUUCCUACACAAUUGGAACUUAUACAAUACGAACGAUGUUUUAUGGAGCUCUACGUGAACAUUCAGGCCAAGCUACGCGAGACUCGGAAGUAUUAUGCGUCCUACAAUGCUCUUGUUGAAGCGAAUGAGUUAUCACUGAAGGAAAUAUCUCUACUGAACUCGAUAAAUGACCAGUACGAGAAGGCGAUGGCAACAAGCGAGGGUCGUCCCAGAUUUGUUGAAUCCAUGCAAGAGAUAUCGAAAGGGGCACAACGGAAGCUUCAAAAGAUGGAGAACCGCUGCUCCGAGAAGAAGACCACGUAUGACAGUCUGAAAACAAAACACGGAGCUGCAGUUGCAAAACGACGUCAAUACUACGCACUUUUGAAGCAACUUCAGGAAGAGUUUACCCGGAAUGAGAAGCUAAAGACUCAAUGACAUCAGAUGCUCUUCGUGCAACAACCAAAAACGUGUGUACAUCGGAGUCUAGCUAUGGAGGAGAAGAAGCAGCGACCACACUUGCUAGCA
Molecule: messenger RNA, 1622 nt
Organism: Selaginella moellendorffii
Lineage: Eukaryota; Viridiplantae; Streptophyta; Lycopodiopsida; Selaginellales; Selaginellaceae
Product: coiled-coil domain-containing protein 93
Exons: 18
Coding region: 51-1532 (493 amino acids)
Biological process (GO): Golgi to plasma membrane transport
Molecular function (GO): UDP-glycosyltransferase activity
Source: RefSeq, a predicted model, not a curated record